AUGACAUUCAAGGUUAACCUAAUCAUCUUAUAUAAGAAACUGUUUAACAUGCUCAAAGCUAUUGUGGAGGAAAGCGAAAUGGAAAAAAUAGAUCGCAAGCUUCUAAGAGACAAUGCAAUUAGUCUCUUAUUAGCAGGAAGGGAUACAAUUAGUUCAGGUCUCAGUUGGUUUUUCUGGCUAGUUUCAACCCACCCUUUUGUCGAAGCCAAGAUCCUUGAAGAAAUCAGAGCAAACUUCAUAACCAAUGAAGAAAAUUGGCUCAUCACUUCAAGAUUGGAAAAUCUUAACAAGCUAGUUUACCUGCAUGGAGCUUUGUGUGAAGCAUUGAGACUUUUCCCUCCGGUUCCUUUCGAGCACAAAUCUGCAGUUAAAUCAGAUAUACUCCCCAGUGGGCAUCGUGUUAAUGCAAAUACUAUGGGGAUUUACUCUUUAUACUCAAUGGGAAGAAUGGAACAAAUAUGGGGAGAAGAUUGCUUGGAGUUUAAGCCAGAAAGGUGGAUUUCUGAAAAGGGAAGCAUCAUACACAUACCAUCUUACAAGUUCAUAGCUUUCAAUGCAGGCCCAAGAAGUUGUUUGGGUAAAAAUAUAACCUUUAUUCAGAUGAAGAUCGUCGCCAUUGCUUUGCUCUGCAAUUUUCAGUUUGAGGUGGUGGAAGGGCAUAAUAAUGUGUAUCCAUGUGUUUCUAUUAUUCUUCACAUGAAACAUGGCUUGAAGGUCAAGAGACAUUUUUCCCUCACCAUAUCAUCUAACACUGAACCCAAGUCUUUUAAAGAAGCUGUGAAGGAAGAUUGUUGGAAGAAAGCUAUCAGUGAUGAACUUUUGGCUCUUGAAAGCAAUAGAACUUGGUCUCUCACAACUCUCCCUAUUGGGAAAAAGGCAAUAGGUUGCAAAUGA
Molecule: messenger RNA, 894 nt
Organism: Arachis ipaensis
Lineage: Eukaryota; Viridiplantae; Streptophyta; Magnoliopsida; Fabales; Fabaceae
Source: RefSeq, a predicted model, not a curated record